UCUCCUGCUCUCUCUGGGCUUUCAACGCGACCCCUCACCCUACCGUGCCCCGUGAAAAUGUUGGUGCUCCUGGCUUUCAUCAUCAUCUUCCACAUCACCUCCGCGGCCUUGCUUUUCAUCGCCACCAUCGACAAUGCCUGGUGGGUAGGAGACGGAUUUUUUGCAGAUGUCUGGAAAGUCUGCUUCACAGUCAACAGCACCAAUUGUACAGACAUCGACGACAGCUUUGCCUAUUACUCCACGAUGCAGGCGGUCCAGGCCAGCAUGAUCCUCUCCACCAUUCUCUGCUGCAUCGCCUUCCUGAUCUUCUUGCUCCAGCUCUUCCGCCUCAAGCAGGGAGAGAGGUUUGUUUUAACCUCCAUCAUCCAGCUCAUGUCAUGCCUGUGUGUCAUGAUUGCAGCUUCCAUUUACACAGACCGACGCCAAGACAUUCACAACCACAACUGGCAUUUCUAUACUCUGACCGCAGAAGGCACGUACGGCUACUCCUUCAUCCUGGCCUGGGUGGCCUUCGCCUUCACCUUCAUCAGCGGCCUCAUGUACCUGAUCCUGAGGAAGCGCAAAUAGACACCGGCGCUCGGUCGCUCUCACGCAGUACAGAGUCUACAUCCAGAUAACCGUUUUGUAUAUAAUCCGUUUUUUUGUUUUGUUUUGUUUUUUUGUGGUUUUUCUAGCAAACAUAUUGUUUCCUUUAAAAGCCAAAAAAAAAA
This is a messenger RNA of Myotis brandtii (Brandt's bat), 710 nucleotides long. RefSeq names its product epithelial membrane protein 2 (gene EMP2). The transcript has 4 exons. The record is from RefSeq and is a predicted model, not a curated record. Gene Ontology annotation, cellular component: plasma membrane. Bases 58 to 567 code for a protein of 169 amino acids. Lineage: Eukaryota; Metazoa; Chordata; Mammalia; Chiroptera; Vespertilionidae.